UUCUCUCUAGCUUAAAAUGCUCCUUAGUUUAAGCCAAAUUCCCUUUGCUUCAUGGGAAGUCUUUUAAUUUCUAUAGUUCUAUGCUCUUUUUCCAAUGAAACCAAGUUCCUCAUAUUUUGCAUGCUAUAGCAAACUAGCUAGCUAGUACUGUUGACUUUUGAGAAUCUGAAGCUGAAGUAACUCUUCUCACAACCCCAUCAACUAGCUGAUCUUUGUGUAUGCACACAAGCUGUUUGAUAUGUUGUUUCAACUGUUAUAGUGAGAACCCUGCUUCUAGAAGUUCUCAUGAGUUCUUCUUCUGUUGCCACUUUGGUUCCUUUAAGGAAACUAUGAAGUUUGGAAACGUUUACUCUGAAUUCAGUUGUCCAGACAGCAAGCAACUCUCCAUGAACUUCAUUUGUAGAUCAGUGACUCCUUUCUUGUUCAUCAUAGUUUUUCUUUUUCCUCUGACUACUAUUGCUGCUGAUCUGAGCUCAGACAAGCAAGCUCUUCUUGAUUUCGCCAAUGCCAUUCCUCACCGUCGAAAUCUUCAGUGGAAUCCUGCAUCCUCAGUUUGUACAUCUUGGGUAGGCAUAACUUGCAAUCAAAAUGGAACUCGUGUUAUCUAUGUCCGGCUCCCCGGAGUUGGACUAGUCGGCGCAAUUCCGACCAACACACUUGGCAAGCUUGAUGCUGUAAAAAUCAUUAGCCUUCGAUCCAACCUACUUGGUGGAAAUCUGCCUGCUGACAUUGCUUCUCUUCCGUCUCUCGAGUAUCUUUAUCUGCAGCAUAACAACCUUUCCGGUGACAUACCUUCCUCAUUGUCACCUAAACUCAAUGUACUCGAUUUAUCAUAUAACGCCUUCACCGGAAGCAUUCCAAAGACACUGCAAAAUUUGACAGAAUUAACUAGUUUGAAUCUCCAGAACAACUCAUUAUCUGGAGAGAUACCUAAUCUAAAUGCUACAAGUCUCAGGAACUUGAAUUUAAGCUACAACCAUUUGAAUGGUUCUAUCCCUUCAGCUCUUCAGAUUUUUCCCAACUCCUCUUUUGAAGGAAACAUUCUCUUAUGUGGACCACCUUUAAAGCCAUGCUCCGGGGUUCCACCAGCAGCUCCACCAGCUGUGACACCGGCUCCACGGCCAUCUAUUGGAAGCUCAAAGAAUAAACUGAGUAAAGUAGCUAUCAUUGCAAUUGCGGUUGGAGGAGGCGUGCUGCUUUCUCUUGUAGCUCUUGUUAUUGUCCUUUGCUGUGUAAAGAAGAAAGAUGAGGAAGAAGCUCCUAGUGCAGUUAAAGGGAAGGGUUCUAUUGGAGGUAGGAGUGAGAAGCCGAAAGAACAGUUUGGUAGUGGAGUGCAAGAACCCGAGAAGAACAAGCUGGUUUUCUUCGAGGGAAGCUCUUACAAUUUUGAUCUUGAGGAUUUGCUAAGAGCUUCGGCCGAAGUUUUGGGUAAGGGUAGCUAUGGAACUGCAUACAAGGCUAUACUAGAGGAGUCGACCACAGUUGUGGUGAAAAGGUUGAAGGAAGUUGUGGUUGGUAAGAAGGACUUUGAGCAGCAGAUGGAGAUCAUUGGAAGGGUUGGACAACACCAAAAUGUGGUGCCUCUUCGCGCUUAUUAUUAUUCGAAAGACGAGAAGCUUCUGGUUUAUGAUUAUGUCCCCAGUGGCAACUUAUCCUCCCUCUUGCAUGGCAACAGGGCAGGUGGAAGAACUCCAUUAGAUUGGGACACACGUCUUAAAAUCGCUCUCGGAACAGCCAGAGGACUAGCUCACCUUCAUUCUGUUGGCGGUCCGAAAUUUGCACAUGGAAACAUUAAGUCCUCAAAUGUCCUAAUCAACCAUGAUAAAGACGGCUGCAUUUCUGAUUUCGGCCUAGCCCCUCUUAUGAAUGUGCCUGUAACACCUUCUAGAGCUGUAGGUUACCGUGCACCCGAGGUAGUUGAGACCCGAAAGCACUCUCAUAAAUCAGAUGUGUACAGCUUUGGUGUCCUACUGCUAGAGAUGCUUACCGGGAAAGCACCACUUCAGUCUCCCGGACGCGAGGACAUGGUUGAUCUGCCUAGGUGGGUCCAAUCUGUUGUUAGGGAAGAAUGGACUGCUGAGGUUUUCGACGUGGAGCUAAUGAGGUACCAAAACAUUGAAGAAGAAAUGGUGCAAAUGCUGCAAAUAGCCAUGACCUGUGUAGCAAAGAUGCCGGAUAUGCGGCCGAACAUGGAUGAAGUGAUGAGAAUGAUAGAAGAGGUCCGGCAAUCUGACUCGGAGAACCGGCCGUCUUCUGAAGAGUAUAAGUCCAAGGACUCAAAUGUUCAAACUCCAUAAUUAACCAUCUUGGGUGUUAUAUUCUUGCCUUAACAAAGAAGCAACAUUCAAAGGUAUAUUCUAUCCAAUUGUUCAGUAGUUCUUACAGAUGGAAUCCCUUGAGUCAUUUUCUUCUAUAGGUAUGUUGUUACUUUUUUCAUGAAUUCUUAUGUAUUAACAUCAUGAUUCAAUUGAUGAUCUUCAUUCAAGCACAUUUUGUCUUCUGUAAUUGUUGUUAACGUUAAGUUGCACUUGUCUAUUAGCCCUUCAAUGAAUACUGUAUUGAUGGUUAGUGUUAAUAAAAAAAAGUAAAUUCCACUGUUAGUCCA
Arachis stenosperma is the source of this 2605-nucleotide messenger RNA. Its product is annotated as probable inactive receptor kinase At5g58300. The transcript has 3 exons. Gene Ontology annotation, molecular function: protein kinase activity; ATP binding; protein binding. Lineage: Eukaryota; Viridiplantae; Streptophyta; Magnoliopsida; Fabales; Fabaceae. Gene Ontology annotation, biological process: protein phosphorylation. The record is from RefSeq and is a predicted model, not a curated record. Bases 219 to 2297 code for a protein of 692 amino acids.